This is a messenger RNA of Cokeromyces recurvatus, 1737 nucleotides long. RefSeq lists its product as uncharacterized. The record is from RefSeq and is a predicted model, not a curated record. The coding region runs from base 1 to 1737 and encodes 578 amino acids. The transcript has a single exon. Lineage: Eukaryota; Fungi; Mucoromycota; Mucoromycetes; Mucorales; Mucoraceae.
AUGUCUAACAAUACAAACAAAGGAAAUAUGGCUACUUAUGAAACAGGACUUAAUAACCCAGGUAAUGUAGCUUCCAUUGGUGCUGGCAAUAACUAUCCUUCUAACAAUGGCACUGCUCAAAAUGAUAACAACACUAAUUACGAUACUGGACUUCAUACUUAUCGUAAUAAGGAUAACACUUAUACCGAUCGUAAUACAGAUAAUUAUGGUAAUAUGGCUACUACUGGUUUGAUGGGUAAUCAACAUAAUAAUAACUACAAUGAUCGUGGUCUCUCUAAUACUCAACAACGUAAUAAUGAUAACUUUGCCACUUAUAAUCCUGAACGUCAAAGUGAUAACUAUGGUAACAUGGCUACUACUGGUCUCCAAAAUGACAAUAAUCUUUCUUAUAAUACUGGACUUGAUGCUAACAAUCCUCGUAAUAUUCCUUCUACUGGAGUAACUGAUGCCUCUCAUCGUCAACCUGGAUACAACGAAUUAAGAGAUACUCAAGGUAACAGAGGUAUUGGUCAUCCUAAUAAGGAUAGCUAUGGUGGCCCUACAGGUACAAUAACUUCCACUGGUCCUACUGAUAGUUCUCAUGUUCACAAUAAUAACAACUCUUAUAAUCCUAAUCUUGAUACUGGUAAUUCUCAAAAUAUAAUUACUGAUGGUGCUAUGGAAGGACGACACGGUAAAGAUCAUCGUGGUAUGGCUGGUGCAGCUGGCAUGGCUGCCGCUACCGGACUUACUGGUCAUCAUCAUCAUAAGAAUAAGCAUGGCAUUACCAAUGCUCCUGGCACAACUCGUUUGUCUCGCUCUAGUUCUUCUAGUUCCUCUAGCUCUUCUAGUUCUGAUAACUCAAGUCAUCAUCAUGGUUUGAUGGGUAUGGGUAAGAAGAAGCAUCACAAUAAGGAUCACUCAACUGGUAUGAUGGAUAUGGGCAAGAAACAUCAUGAUAAGCAUAAUCUAACUGAUAUGACUGGUCGUGCUCAACAUGAUAGAAGUAACAUGUCUAACUACAACACUGGAAUUGAUCCUACUGAUCCUCGUAAUGCACCCUCUACAGGUGCUCAUCAUGGACUUCAUGAUAGAGAUAAUAUGGCUAACUACAACACUGGACUUGAUCCUACUGAUCCUCGUAAUGCACCCUCUACAGGUGCUCAUCAUGGACUUCAUGAUAAGAUGAAUACAACUGGCCAUCACAAUCCUUCCGAUGCUAAUCGUGCUACAACAUCUGGCAUGCAUCACGUAGGUGCAACUGCUGCUGGUGCAACUGCCGCUGGUGCAACUGCCGCUUCUAAUCAUCAUCAUACUGCUGGUUCUGGCAAUACUGCUACACAUCCUACAAAUACAACUACAGGUAUUGGUCAUACACCAGACACCACACAUCAAAAGGAGCCUUCCCAUCUCAAUACUGGUGAACGAAAGCAUGAUCUUCAUGGUGCUACUGCUGCUUUAGGUGAUCAUGGUGCUUCACAACAUAACAAAAAUAAUGGAGGUGCUCCUAAUAAUGUAACCAUUGAUCAAGGUCCAGCUGGAGAUGCAGCUCAUACUGGUUUACACGAUGGUCAACGACAUGCAGGUGAACCCAAAGUUGCUGGAUAUAAACAUAGUGCCUCUAAGGAUACUACUGCUCAUAAUAAGCCAUCAUUUGGUGAUAAGGUUAAAGGAAAUCUCGAAAAAAUCGCUGGUAAGGUUACUGGUAAUGAAGCCAAGGUUAUUGAGGGUGAAAACCUCGCCUCUGGACAUAAAUAA